Aspergillus pseudotamarii is the source of this 1043-nucleotide messenger RNA. RefSeq lists its product as uncharacterized. The coding region runs from base 132 to 866 and encodes 244 amino acids. The record is from RefSeq and is a predicted model, not a curated record. The transcript has a single exon. Lineage: Eukaryota; Fungi; Ascomycota; Eurotiomycetes; Eurotiales; Aspergillaceae.
UACGCGAUUCGGCAGCAAAAUUCCAACAUUCCCGUCGACUCCCUAGCGGGGAAACCACCAGAAUCAACGGCGCACCAUUUCCGACCUGUUCCGAACCUUUAUGUCCACCGUAUCCAAAAUCAUAGAUCGAGAUGUUCCUGCGUCCUUUGUCAAAUAACGCAAAACCUUCUGUCCUAUUUCGCGCGGAAUCUGGUAGUAACACUAACUUCAGUGAAGGCUACCUCUGUGCGCGGAGAACGAUCUACGAAGGCCCACCAUCAUGGCAAGAAUUCGAUACUCAGCUAUCUUGGGAACGAAAACGGACGCGAUUUCUAUCAUUCGGCACUUGGAAGCGAGCCAUGCAGCGGCGAAAAAAUCUGGAAAGUAAGGGGGAAAGGGAUAUUGUGGUGAUUGCUGUGUGGACAAAGGGUUUGGCAGGCGUGUAUAGUGCAGAGGAGGCUGCAUCCAAACUUGGAUAUUCUGAUGCAGGGCUGGAUCGUCGAAGAAAGCUGUGGCACCACCGCGACGAAUAUCUUAUUGAAGGCGGCAUUGCGGCUGAUGAAUAUCGUAUCCUUGCUGUCUUUGAGGGUGGAGGACCUGAACAUGAGAUCGUCUUCGAAUGCCCUCUCUAUCGGGUACCAGCAAUGAUCCCAAGCGGGUUUUUCCCUGGGCGAAGAUCAGGCAACGCACUCCAGGAUAUAGCUUAUGAAAUUUAUAGUCACUCGGGCGCUUUCGAUGAUAUGAAGAGAGAUGAGCUUGUAAAAGCAAUUACCAGGAAUCCCCAAUUUUUUCCGACUAUACGGUAUCAGCGCCGCGGCCUGAGUGAAAUAUUUGAUGGCUUUCAACCGACACGCCCUAACAUGUUAACCGGAGGCGGCCUCUAUUAGAUAAAUAAUAAAGAACGACGAAUCACCAUUCAUCAUCAGCAUCUCACCCAACAUUGGUAGUAUGGUUGCCUUGGUAAUGAAGGAAGGGAUAAGCAAUGUCCAGAGAGAAUCAGGCUGAAUCUUGAGACAGAUAGUAACAUUCAACUUGCAUUUAAUUCAUUCCAAGUGCUCUUCUGA